AAGUGGCUCAGAAGAUCAUUCCUCUGCUUCGGAAGGCUCUGCUCCGGUUGGCUUGUAGCUUUAUAAAGUUGACCUGAGAAACUUGCUGGGCAGGCGCACAGCUGCCGCCGCCGCCGCCGCGGCGUCGUGCCCUUCCCUGCCUCUUUUCUCCGUUCAUAUCACUUGAGAUGUGGAACCAAUUGUUCUCAGAUGUUUUUGAGACUGGUGUUUAUGCAGAGCUCACUACACUACAAGCGUGCGUUUCAGACCCUGAGAUGUCAUUCUACAUUCAGGUGUGCAGAUGCAAGUCAGCAAGUGGCGAGGUGGACCGGGAUGGGAGGCGCCCACAUGGCUGUGACGGUAUGGAGAAGCCACAUGCGCGGCCCUGAUUCCGUGAAGAUUCAAUGGAUCCUGACCGGGCUGCAGCUGCGGCCGAGCAGAAAGCAGCAGCACUGUCUGGAGCUUCGCCCCGUGCGGCGACGGCGUGAAGGCGUGAAAUAGAAGCCGAAGGAGCACAGGCCGCCUCUAGCUCCACCUGCUUCGCCAUCGCCGUGCGCUGGUGCCGCCGAGGGGCGCCGCUGACGUCGCCAACGGAGAAGGCCUCCGCCGCCGCAGCCACAGGCCCUCGCCGCAGUAACACAGUCUCCCAGGUCAGAGAUAUGCGCGAGUACGCCGCCAGGUGCCGGCGCAUAGCCGACGUCGUAGUCCUGCUAGUCAGGCUGCUGGGCCUGCACGAGGGCUGCUUCGUCGUCAUGAUGAACGAGGGCGUCGCCAUGACGCACGCCAGGUUCAAGUUCAACCACUACCCGCGCUGCCCCACGCCGGACCUCGUCCUCGGCCUGAAAUCCCACUCCGACGCCUCGGUGAUCACCGUCGUCCUCAUCGACGACGCCGUCGGCGGGCUCCAGGUGCGGAAGCCGAACGACGGCGGCGGCGGCGUCUGGUACGACGUGCCCAUCGUUCGGAACGCGUUGCCCCGUGCACGGGCGGUGGCGAACGCGGAGCGCGACCGGGUGUCGCUGGCGAUGUUCUACACGCUGGACCCGGAGAAGGAGAUCGAGCCGCUGCCGGAGAUGGUGGACGAGAAGAGGCCGAGGCGGUACGGGAAGACGACGACCAAGGACUACCUAGCGGUGCUGUUCGAGAGGUUCGCCAGAGGGGCACGAGCCAUGGACACUGUUAAAUCUCAACAGCUGAACUUGAUUCUGGGACUAGUGGUGAGGAUGGUGUAA
Molecule: messenger RNA, 1211 nt
Organism: Panicum hallii
Lineage: Eukaryota; Viridiplantae; Streptophyta; Magnoliopsida; Poales; Poaceae
Product: 1-aminocyclopropane-1-carboxylate oxidase 1-like
Exons: 2
Coding region: 639-1211 (190 amino acids)
Source: RefSeq, a predicted model, not a curated record